Molecule: messenger RNA, 810 nt
Organism: Aspergillus alliaceus
Lineage: Eukaryota; Fungi; Ascomycota; Eurotiomycetes; Eurotiales; Aspergillaceae
Product: cytochrome b-c1 complex subunit 10
Exons: 5
Coding region: 78-359 (93 amino acids)
Biological process (GO): mitochondrial electron transport, ubiquinol to cytochrome c
Source: RefSeq, a predicted model, not a curated record
UCUCAGUUGCUGCUGUCAAUCAUCACUUUGCUAGAACAAUUCUUGUUUUAGAAUAUCUUUGUAAGGCUAUAAACAAAAUGUUCUCUCAGACCAUUCGUCGUGCUGCGGCCCAGACUGCUGGUGCCUACCGCUCUCCCUUUGCUCCCAAGUACACCACUCCUCUCAACUACCACGGUCUGACAGCUGGCGCUGCCACCAGAUAUGCUCAGAUUGCCGCCACUUUCGGCGUCAGCGCUGGUAUCUUCGCCCUCUUCUUCUUCGGUGAAGUGCCCCGUGUCCGCAACGAUGUCCUGCGUCAAUUUCCCUUCUUCGAUCAGUACUUCGACCGCUCCAUCGCCCCCGAGGACAACCCCUUCUAAAUUUCCUCACGAAGUACGAUCCAUCCACCCUAUCCUACUCGCAAGGGAUUUCUCAUGCUUUGCGCAUACACUCCCUAUCAGCUAUAUAGUGGAGGAAGGAGUCGGUUCUGGACUGUGUAGAAUAGCGAUGAAUUGUGACAGCACAUAGACACGCCUCCUUAAUUAUUAUCACUUCCGUUGGCUCUUUUGGGUAGAUAUUAGUUCCCGACGGGGCAAGGGUGGUGAAAGCAAUCAUUCUUGCUAGCCACUUAUAUCACACUCACUAUAUAUCCUUGCAGGAUUUAGGUAGUAGGUGAUACACAGUCAGAACCGUUGUUAGGGUUACCCAUAAGGGCAAGUCCAACCUAUGAUUACGAUGUACAACAAUUACAACAGAUAUCGCGUCGAAUAAGAAUGGUUCCGGUUCCUUUAUCUUGAUGCUUAUCAGACCUUGAACAUUCGCCGAAACGCC